AUGAUGAGGUUGCCACCAUUGUUGGUGCCUGGCGGCGGCGGCGGCAAGUCUAAGAAGAAGAAUUUAGUAAUUGAUGACGAUGAAUAUCAUCCUACUGCGACUGAGGUGUUGGAGGAAGAGAAACCUGCAUCUGCUGGGGCUAAAAAGAAAGCUAAGAAGGGAAAUUCGAAGAAGGUCGGGUCUAAUAAAGAUGAUGACAAUGUUGAUGGCCCGCUGGAACCGAAAGACGAAGAUGAUGAUGGAUGUAAAAAUAAGCCAUCAAAGCCAAAGAAUGGUGCUGGUAAAAGUUUAUUCAGCUCUUUGGUGUUUGAUGUGAUUGGUGAUGAGGAUGACGACGGAGCUGGUGGAGAUUCCGUCUCUGGAAAGCAGUCUGAUGAAGAUGAUGAUGAUGAUGAUGAACCCGUCAUUGAGUUUUCAGGAAAGAAAAAGCCUUCAUUGUCUGGUAAGAAAGGCGGAGGCAAAGGGCUUAUUGCAUCUACUUUUGAUUUGCUUGUCGAAGGAGAGAGUGAAGAUGAAGAUCACGAGGGCAUUGCUUCUAUCACCUUCACAGGAAAGAAAAAGAAGUCUUCAAAGUCCUCGAAACAGAGCCAUGUUAAUUCGUUUAGUGCUGCAUUCCUGGAUGAAGAAACAGAUGAGGACAUAUCUGUGGUUACAUUUUCUGGGAAGAAGUCUUCUAAGAAGAAAAGUAAUAAUGCUGUUACUCCCCCUGUUGCAGAGCCUGGGAAUGAUAUGUCUCAGGUAGAUGAAUUUGAUCAGCCUAGUGUUUGUGCAAGCGCCAAGCAAAUUCCAGAAGUUGUUGCAGAAACUUCAAAAAACAAGAAGAAGAAGAAAAAGAAGAGUGGAAGAACUGCUCAAGAGGAAGAUGAUGAUUUGGACAAGAUUCUUGCUGAGCUUGGAGAAGUAACAACUCCAUCAAAACCUUCUCAGUGUCCUAUUCCACCGGCUCUGUCGGGCCAGACUCACGAGGAGCCUGAUGAUGUUGGAGGUGAAAAGGAAGCUGAAGAAGGAUCUGUUGUGGAGUCUGCAGCAGCAAAGAAGAAGAAGGAAAAGGAUAAAGAUAAAAAGACAGUGGCAGCGGCUGCGACUUCUGUAAAAGAGAAGCCUCCUGAAGAGACCAAGAAUGAUACCAAAGCCAAAGUACCUGACAAGGAAGAAGAGGAGAAGUUAAAGAAAGAGGAAGAAGAGCGGCUUAAGCAAGAAGAGGCCGAAAGGAUGGAAAAAGAGAAGAAACGCUUGAAGAAAGAAAAGGAAAAGGAAAAACUCAAGGAGAAAAAGCUGAUUGAGGAAGCUCGUAUAUUGGAGGAAAAGAGGAAAAAACUAAUUGGUUAUGUGGAAUUGCGACUUCCUACUACUGGGGAUGUUAGGGAAGCAACUACAAAGCGACCCGUAUAUAAGAGAAAAAAGCCAAAGGCUACUGCUCAAGUUAACGGUGCAGCUGUUAUGAAGGAUGGUGAAAGUGAAGAAAUCAAAAUGACAACUGAGCUAGACUCUAUUGAAACGGAGCGGGCUCAGGAAGUGGACGUGUUUGAAGUUAGCAAGCCAGAAGUAGUUGAUGUUGUGGAGGAGAAUAAGGAGGUGAAGAGUGUUCAGCAUGGUGCUAGUGUUCCUUUGGCAGCAAAACCAGGUGAGAUUGUGGACAAAUCGAAAUGCCGUGGUGUUGCAGUUAAAAAGGAAGCUCUUAAACCUGAUACUUUCCCAAUCCAGGUUAAAAAGGAGGCUACUAAACCUGAUGCUCCUCCAAUCCAGGCUGAGAAGAAUCUCCGGUCACUUAUUUGUUGCAUAAUGGGUCAUGUUGAUACUGGAAAAACCGAGUUACUUGAUUGCAUACGGGGGACCAAUGUUCAGGAAGGAGAAGCUGGGGGUAUUACUCAGCAAAUUGGGGCAACAUAUUUCCCAGCAGAGAAUAUACGAGACAGAACCAAGGAACUGAAAGCCGAUGCUAAGCUGAAUGUCCCUGGUUUGCUGGUAAUCGACACUCCCGGACAUGAAUCCUUCGCCAAUUUAAGGUCUCAUGGCUCAGGUUUAUGUGAUAUUGCGAUCCUGGUUGUGGAUAUUAUGCAUGGAUUGCAGCCACAAACGAUUAAAUCACUUCAUCUCUUGAGGAAGCGGAACACUGAAUUUAUUAUCGCGCUGAACGAGGUGGAUAGGAUCUAUGAAUGGAAACCACACCGUAAUUCACCAAUUCGAAAGACCAUCAAGCUGCAGUCGAAAGUUGUUCAAAAUCAAUUCAACAGGAAGCUUACCGAGAUUAUAACCCAGUUUAAGGAGCAAGGGAUUAACACUGAGCUGUAUUAUAAAAAUAAAGAAAUGGGAGAGACUUUUAGCAUGGUCCCUACUAGUGCCACCACUGUCAAGGUUAUUGAGGGACACGGAACAACCAUCGACGUGGUCUUAGUCAAUGGUGUUCUUCAUGAAGGAGGUCAAGUUGUUGUAUGCGGGAUGAAUGGUCCUAUUGUAACCACAGUUCGAGCGCUCCUGACCCCUCACCCCAUGAAGGAACUCCGUGUGAAAGGAACUUAUUUGCAUCACAAAGAAAUCAAAGCUGCACAGGGCAUUAAGAUUGCUGCUCAGGGACUUGAGCAGGCUAUUGCUGGUACAGGGCUGUAUGUUGUCGGGCCAGAUGACAAUUUAGAUGAUAUCAAAGAAUCAGCCAUUGAGGAUAUGGGGUCGGUUAUGAAGAGAAUCGACAUAAGUGGCGAAGGAGUUUAUGCUCAAGCAUCUACUCUGGGUUCAUUGGAAGCACUCUUGGAGUUUUUGAAGACUCCUGCAGUGAAUAUACCUGUCAGCGGCAUUGCCAAGAUUGGUACUCCACUAUGCGUUCCUGCAAAGGAUUUCAUUGAUAUUGGUCGGAUCGCUUCCAUCAGAAGAUGCUUGAAAGGCAUUUCGAGAUUGAUGAUGAGUUGGUUAGCCAUAUCUCUAGGAGGUCAAUUGAUGCACUCAAAGCCAACUACAAGGACGAUCUAUCUAACGAGGAGUGGACGUUGGUGGCCAAGCUCAAACGGUUGUUCAAGAUACUCUUGA
Messenger RNA from Oldenlandia corymbosa var. corymbosa, 3021 nucleotides. Lineage: Eukaryota; Viridiplantae; Streptophyta; Magnoliopsida; Gentianales; Rubiaceae. The record is from the annotation of a GenBank genome assembly.